Molecule: messenger RNA, 6099 nt
Organism: Rotaria socialis
Lineage: Eukaryota; Metazoa; Rotifera; Eurotatoria; Philodinida; Philodinidae
Source: the annotation of a GenBank genome assembly
AUGGCUGCACCAUUGACCGAUUGGAAAGCUUUGCUGAAAGUUAAUCCGAACGAAAUCGAUGCCGACAAUGAGGCAGAUGAUGACCGAAACGACAACCUUGGCGUAUCAUUUAUAAAUCUUAAUCCAGGUGAAAUUGAUAAUAGUGAUGAUUUACGAGUUGCACUGCGUCUUGGUCAACGAUUGGCUAAAUUUUACCGAGCACAAAAAGAAGGAUGUUGGGAUAAAUUAAUAUCGCUUGCACAAGAAAAUGACAAAUUGAAAGACAAGUCACUUGCUGGUGCUGCUAGUGGCGAUACUGUCGUAUCAAAUGCACUCAAUCAACUAAGAGAAGAAGUAGAAUAUUAUCGAAGAUCUUAUGAAGAUAAAUUAGGUGAAGCAGGACAAGUUCGUGAUGAACUAAAGAGAUGCGAAGCUCGAGUUCGAGAAUUACAAAAUGAGAAAGAGAACUUGAAAAAAGUAAAUGAAGAUUUACAAAAACGUAUGGGAGAAUUACGUGAUCCCAGUCGAAUGAAACCUGACGAUGGCGAGCGAACAUCACGUGUUCGAGUGUUGGAAAAAGAACUUGAUGGAGCUUUGACUGAAAAUCAGCAAUUAUAUGAUGAAAAUCAAAAAUUGAAUGCAAAAUUUAUCGUUCUUCAAAAAGACAAAGUAGAAGCCGAUCGUCAGAUUAAUGAAUUAUCAAAUGAAUACGCAAGAAAUAAAAAACUUCUCAAUGAAAAAGAUCAAGAAAAUGUUGAAUUCAAAAAUAGAAUUAAUCUAUUGGAAAGCCAAAUGCCCCACGAUUCGGCUGAUGAUGAUGACAUCAUUAUGAAAGCUGUUGAAGAACGUGUAAAACAAUGGAAAGACGUUUUUAAAGCAAAAGAUGAUGAAAUAGAUGAUCUCAAACGAAAAGUAGUUAAUUUACAUGAUAAAUUACAAAUGUACUCCGUUCAAGAUCAAAAAGGCGAUGUAUCUGCUUUAAAUAAAACGCUUGCUGAAAAAGAUCAACAAAUAUUAAUGUUAAAGAAAAAAGUUGAAGAAGCAACCAAUGAUAUAAUUAAACAAACCGAUGCUCUCGAUCGAAUGCGAACUGAUUAUACAGCAUCUAAUGAUCCAACAUCAAUAACAAAUCGUUCUUAUGCGCUUGAAACGACUCGUAUAAAAAAACAAUUAAAUGAUUAUGAAAAAGAAUUAGCUGAACGUGAUAGUCGCAUGCAUGAUCUUGAUAAGCAAUUAAGAAGAUUUUUGGAUAAUGACUAUGAAUUACGAGAUGCUGUACAAGAAAUACGUCAAUUAAAAGAACAAUUAAAAUUAAAAGAUCGACAAAUGGAAGACUUAGCACAAUAUGCAAAUCGAAAAGAUCUUACUGUUAAUGAAGUAACCGAGGAAAAUGAAGAAUUACGAGCGAAAUUAGGUAUGGAUCCUCGAACGCCAAUGACAGUUGAACAACUUAAAACAGCACGAUUGACACGUUCUGAAUCCAAUCAAGCUGUUGUACAAGUUUUACAAAAAGAAAUCGAACGUCUUGAAGAGGAACGACUCAAAUUAAAACAAAACUGUCGUCAAUUAGCACGGCAAGCAGGUGUACGUGCUGCUGAAUUAGGUCUUGCUGGUGAUUCUGUAUGGAUUGAUGAUAAUGGUAUAUCACGGCCGAGUGGUGCAACUACUGACGAUGCUAUUCGGAUAGCACGUAAUGAUUAUGAUCAACAAUUAAAAGCUUUUGAUGCCAAUGUCGAUCAACUUCGCCGUGAACUUCUUGAUAAAACCAAUGAAAAUCGUGCAUUAAUCACUGAAAUUCGUGGUCUUGAACAAGGCCUAAAAGAAAUUGAUGAACAAUUAAAACAAAAACGUUUUCAACGAUCAUCAAAUACUGGUGAUCAAUCAUCAUCUUAUGUUAUACAAUGUCCAUCUUUAGACAAGAUGCUUCAAGUUCUCGAAACUCAAUCACUUGCUGGCCGAUACGAUGGUGUAAUGAUGCUUAAAAGUGAUAAUGAUAAAUUACUUGGUCGUAUUGCUGAAAUACGUGAUGAAUUGUACAAUGCUAGACAUGAAAAGACUAAAUCUGAUGUUAAUCUUAAAUUAGCUCUUGAGAAAAAUGACAAACUUCAGCGUGAUCUAAAAUUAUUCGAAGAAGCUGGUGCUGUUCCACUUGCAUUUCAAUCAGUUAAAUUACCUAAUGGUUUAUCACCAUCAAGUCGGGAAAUCAUCUCGUCUCUCAAUGAAUAUCUUGUUGAUGCUUUAGCUGAAGUAACAGCACAACGUGAAAUGAAUAAACAACUCGAAGAAGGACUUGAUAAAUAUCGACGAAAAGUGAAUGUUAUUAAACAUCAAACAGGUUUACUUUAUAAAGAUUUUCAUGAAAAACAACAACAAUGGUCACAUGAACGUGAUCAAACAAAUGAAGUUAAACGUGAUUUACAAACUGAAAUUGAAAAGAAUCUUGUUAAACUUCAAGAGUUUGAUCGUCUUCUAAAUACAUUGGAACAAGAUGAUGCUGAAGUUCGCCGUCGUAUUGCUGAAGUAACAAGAAAAGUAACUGUUUUACGUGUUAAUGAAAAAACACUAGCGAGAAAAAUUCUUUCAUAUCAAGAUAUCGAAACAAAAUUAAGAAAGGAUAAUACAAAAUUACGUACUGAAGUUAUUGAUAUGGAAGUUGCUGUUCAAACACGUUUAGGCUAUUUACAACGUUACAAAGAUACAGCUUCUUAUCGUAUAAAACAUUUACAAAAACAAGUUGAAGAAAGUGUACAUCAAACUGAAUUGGAUAAAAUCAAUAGAAAAUAUGAAGAUGUUGUUGAAAAGUAUCGAGAUCUACUUGAACAGCAACAUACAUUUGUUCAACAAACCGAACAAUCAUCUUUACUAUCAGACUCAAAUCGUCGACUAACAGAUGAAGUUGAAUUUCUUAAACGACAACUACAAAUCGAUAAAGAAAAAAUGCAUCUAUUAGAAGAAACAAUGGAAAAUCUCAAAAAUCAAGGUUUAAUUAAUGCUGGUUAUGCUACGACAAUGCUUCGAACUAGUACUACGGGUUCCAUUAAUGAUGAUAAUCCUGGAAGUCUCUCACGUAAAAUAACUGUUCUUGAAAUGAAAGAACUCAAUGAACGACAACGUGCUGAAUAUGCUCAAAAACUUUACGAUCAACAACGUGUAACAUUGCGACAAAUGGAAGAUCGAAAUCUUGAAUUAGAACAUAAAUUUAGUGAAUUAACUCGGAUGAAUCUUGAAAUGCAACGUGCUGAACGAGAAUUACGUGAAGAACUUGCAUAUAGUGUACCACGAACAGUAUCUGAUGCUGACAAACGACGAAUUUCCGAACUUGAAGGUUCUGAAAUUCAAGCUAAACAAGAUAUAGCUCGCCUACGUGAAGUAUCUGAAGUGGCAACGUUUCAAGUCGGAGCUGUUAAUGAUAUGAAAGUAUUGGAUGAAAAAGAAUUUCAAUCAUUACGUCUUCAAUUACUCGAUUUACAAGCAAAAACAGAUGACAAAAGUGAAAUUGGUAAACUUCAUCGUCAUAUUCUUGCUUUACAAAUCAGUGAAGCAACUGCUAAACGCAAACAAUUACAAUCAGAUAAUGAUUUAGCUAAGCAAAAAGCAAUACUUCUUCGAGCUGAACAAAAGUUAGAUGAAAAAGAACAAAGUCUAUUUUUUAUUCGACAAGAAUAUACGCAACGUAUUCGAUAUUUAAGAACAGCUUUACAAGAUUAUCGACAUAAAUAUGCAGGUGCACUUCCAUUACGUGUACAAGAAUCAUACGCUAAAACAAUGGUUGAUUUACGUAAUGGUAAAAAACAACUAGAUCUUGAGAUGAAGAAAUUAGCAGAUCAGAAGUUUGAUUUGGAAACGCAGAUGGCAUCCUAUGAAUUUAAACAUAAAUCACUUGAAGAACUUAUAGCCACACUUAAAGAUGGACAAGGUAAUGCACGUGUACAAAAAAUGAUUGAAUGGCAACAAAAAUUGGAAAAAGUUAAAUUAAAUGAAUUAAGACAUAUUCGACUUAACAAACGACUCGAAACAGAUAAUUUACAUCUCACUAAAGUAGUACAUCAACUUGAAAUAAAUGUCACUGAACUUGAAGAAGAAAAUGUGAAAUUUGAAAAGGAAAUUGAAGAACGACAAUUAAUAUGGGAACACCGAGAAUUAGAAAUGGAAAGAAAAAUUGAUCAACUUGAAAAGGAACACAAUGAUAUUGCUGAUGCAGCAAAACGAUUUGAAGAAGCUAGUGGUAAUUAUCCUGAUCCAUCAUUACCUGUAGCACAUCAAUUAGAACAAGCUUUGAGAAUUAUUCGUGAAAAUAUACAUCUAUUAAUGGAAGCUAAAGUACAAAAUCAACUUGUUGGAAAGAAAACUGCUGAACACAAUGAAAAAGUUCGUGAAAUGGAAAAUGCUAUAUUAGCUCGUGAUAAAGUUAUUCAUGAACUUCGAGUUCGUUUACCAACAACAACUAUUCUUGAUUCAGAUAAACUUAUUUCUGAUGUUAUGACACGGCCUGAUGACUUUUCUCGUUUAGCUGCUGUUCGAGCAGCACAAUCAACAAUUGAUAGUCUACAAGCUCGCAUUAUACAAAAAGAAGAAAGUAUUCGUAAGUAUCAAGAAAUGCUUAAGGAAGCUCGCGAAGAUAUAAAUAAACAAACACGACAACACGAAGACGAAAUUCAAAUACUUAAUGAACAAUUACAAAAUAAACGUGAUCUUGAUUUUAUUCGAUUUAAAGAAUUUGUCGAUCGAGGAGGAAAUCCAGCAAAUUUUCAUGGUGCACCAUCGUCCUAUGAGGUAGCUCAUAUACGUGAACUUGAAGAAAAUGCUGCUGUACAAGAAAAUACGAUUGCACAUUUAAAUGAAAAAUUACGAGAAGCACGUCGUGAAGCUGAAACAUGGAAAGGACGAUUAACACAGAAAAUGGAACAAUUCAAGCAUGAUCGAGAACAUACCAAAGUUAGCUAUGAAAAAAUGGUUGAAGAACUUAAUAAUAAAAUCGAAAAUUAUCGUAUACAACUGCAAGAUCAACAAAAUAAAGUUGGUUCAACAAUGAAUGAUUUCGAUCAUGUACAAAAACCAUCACCUAACAAAGGAACAAAAACGCUUUCAACAUCUGGAGAAAAUCUGCGCGAUCUUCCACAAGACAAACGGCAAGAAUUCAUGCGUGCAUUAGCUGAUAUUCGUAGUGAUAUGGUUAGAAUAGCUGAAGGAAAUAUAAAAGCUAUGAAUGAAGAAGAUAAACAAAAUCUUUCUAUACAAGCACUAAUCACAAAUAAAACGGGGCAGCUACAAGAAAAAAUUGAUGAUUGUGAAAGACAAAUACAAAAUUUAAAACGAGAAUUAAAAACACAAAAAGCUCUAGCACAACGGCAUAUGGACGAAGCAGCUGAUGCUCGAGAAAAAUUAGCACAAAAUGAAAAGAAAUUAACUAAAGUUCAACAACAAAAUGCAACAUUAUCAGAUAAUGCUCAACGGCGAAUGACUGGUCAACAACUUCAACAAGGCCAAGGCGAAGAUACAAUUGAAUCAUUACGACGGCAAGUUCGUCUACUCGAAGACAAACUUCGUAAAACAAAAACAGCUGAACGACCUCUGGACGAAAAUAAGGAUGAUCGAACUAAACGAACAGUUGAAUCAUUACAGCAGCAAGUAACUGAUUUAGAUAUUCAUAAAAAAGAAUUGCUUAAAUUUAAUCAACAAUUAAAAGAUGAAUUGAACAAAGUUCGAUUACGCAAUGAAGAGUUGCAAAAACUAAAUGUAUUUUUAAAAGCUGAAAAUGAAAGUUUAAGAAAUGGUGAUAGUCCUCGGUCAACGUCGAGCGGCAAUAUGCGACGAAUUGGAGAUUCUGGUCGAUCGACUUAUGAACUCGAGAAAAUGAUUGCAUUAAUGAAAAAGAGAGUUGAUCAACUGCAAGCAGAAAACCAAACACUUAAAUCAGAUCUUGAUCGACAACGAACAACUAUUGAUACGAAUCGUGCGUUUUUCACUCAGGCAACAGAAUCGACUAAAGAAAUUGAACAUAUGGGUCACACUAAUUCACGACUUCAAAAAGAAGUAGCACUUCUACGCGAACAAGUUGCACAAUUACAACUGAAAGCAUUACCACCAUCACCAUCAUCAUCUAAUAAUGGUUUUCAUUGA